CUCAAAAGGUGUAUGAAACACUUAGUGUGGUAUUUUACUUUUACCUUUUCAUCACCAUCAACAUUAUUUGUAUAUGUCAAUGCCUAGAAGUGGAACAGAUUCACUUGUUCUAGGAGAAGUAAUUGGAGAUGUUUUAGAUCCCUUUAUUAAAUUUGCAACUCUUAGAGUUUUUUACGAAAGUAGAGAAGUUAUCAAUGCUUGUGAGCUUAGACCUUCUCAAACUAUCAACCUACCAAGAGUUGAAAUUCAGGGUAACGAUCCUACGGCAACUUAUUACUAUACAUUGGUUAUGGUAGAUCCCGAUGCUCCAAGUCCUGGAAAUCCGACCGAAAGAGAAUACUUGCAUUGGUUGGUGACUAACAUCCCGGCGACUGGAAGCAUCAGUUAUGGGGAAGAAAUUGUUUCUUAUGAAAGCCCAAGACCUUCAUUGGGAAUACAUAGAUUUGUAUUUGUGGUAUUUCGUCAUUAUGAAACAAAAACAAUCAGUCAUCCUGGGUGGCGUCAAAACUUCUUCUCCAGAGAAUUUGCUCAACGUUACAAUCUUGGUAUGCCGGUCUCGGCCAUGUAUUUCACAUGUCAAAGAGAGAGGAAUUAUAGAGGUAGAAGACGUUGAAUCGUUUACUUUCUACUCUAAGUAAACGAAAGAACAGGUAGCAUACAAUAUGCAUCCAUUCUACGUAGUUGGGAAUACUUGAAAUUAGCUCUUUUAAAAGACCAUACUUUGGUCCUUAAUGUAGCGAACUAGCUAUAUGUAUGAAUAAUUAUUGCUUUUCGUUUUUGUUACAAGCGUGAGCGAAUGUUGAAGAAUAGAGGAUGUUUUACCAAAACAGCUAGUUUGACAAAAGUAUUUACCAAAACGGUUAAUUAUAAAUUUUAAUUCCCAAAAGUAUUAACUUGAAAAGAAUUUAUCUAUUUCUUAUUUCCUUUGAACCGGUUUGUUUUGUUCACUUUUUUUUUUUUUUUAACUUUGUUUUUUUGGUUUUAUUUUUAUUUACUUAAAGAUUUUUUUAAGUUGGAAAAUUUAAGCAAUAUACAAAACUGCUUUGAACAUAAACAGUUGCAUACUUGCAGAACCCUAAAAAAAAAAAGAGGUGAACCAAACAAACCGGUUCAAAGGAAAUAAGAGAUUACCACAAAUUUAUAGGACGAUAAGAGGUUUUAAGGUAUUGUUCAUCUUUUUCAUGUCUAUUAAUUAUAUACUCUUUGUUAAUGUCAGUUAGUAUGAUUUUUUUUUUUUUUUUGUUUGAUGUGUAUGAUAAAUUAAACAUACAUAUAUUCAUUUCUAUCUUUAUGUGUUAAAAAAAUAGUUGUAUUUUUUUUCUUUUGUUGAUUGGAAGUUUGGAUAAUUUUUUUGAGUAGUUGUUUAUUUUGUGUAACUUUUUGAAAAAAAAUUGAGAAUUGCUGCAUAUAUAUUAUGUUGAUUUUUAUUGUUCAAAUUAAUGGGACAUUUUAAACUAUGCCAUUAGAAUUUAAA
This is a messenger RNA of Chenopodium quinoa (quinoa), 1474 nucleotides long. RefSeq names its product protein TWIN SISTER of FT-like. The record is from RefSeq and is a predicted model, not a curated record. The transcript is spliced from 4 exons. Lineage: Eukaryota; Viridiplantae; Streptophyta; Magnoliopsida; Caryophyllales; Amaranthaceae. The coding region runs from base 74 to 613 and encodes 179 amino acids.